Messenger RNA from Drepanopeziza brunnea f. sp. 'multigermtubi' MB_m1, 915 nucleotides. NCBI's taxonomy places the organism in Eukaryota, Fungi, Ascomycota, Leotiomycetes, Helotiales, Drepanopezizaceae. The record is from RefSeq and is a predicted model, not a curated record.
AUGAGCAACUUGCAAACCGCAGGGGAUAUUCCCCUCCAGAUCACCUCGGAGAACUCGUCUUCAGAGCGUCGCAUCACCCCAUCAUGGACCGUCGGGCAACUCAAGGCCAAGCUGGAGCCAGUCACCGGCAUCCCUCCUCUCUCACAGAAGCUCACUUUGAGGCUGGGAGGCCGGCAACCGAUCCUCCUCGAGGCUGCUGAUGAAGAGCACACGCAGCUGGGAAACUGGCCUUUGGCACCAUAUGCCGAGAUCCACGUCCGGCAAGAGCCUUAUUCUAGGGUCGACCCUUAUCCUUGUGGGACCGUUGAGCCAGCCAAGGUGCAGGUUCGCGGAGAGUCAAACAAGGUUAUCUCCAGAGCCGCCAAUCGCAAAAGUGGCAUUGUUGCUGAUGUUCGUCUGUUGCGAAUCCGGUUCGGUCUCUACUCUGUUACUGAUAUCCGGCCUCCUGGAAUGCGUCCAAACUACACGGACGCUAGCAUGGUCGCCAAGUAUGAGAUGUCACCUGAUGAAUAUGAGCAGAAGACCGACAGUGUCCUAGCGUGGAAGAAAGCCAACAAACUUGGCCGUUUCGAUCCUUCUGCCCCUUCUCUCGAGCAGGCAAAACUCCAGGCCAUCGAUGCAGAGAUCAAGAACAGAGGAAUUGAAGUUGGCAAGAGAUGUAGGGUCGGGGAGGAUGAUUCCAAGAGAGGCGAGGUCAUGUACGUCGGCGAUGUGGAAGAGAUUCCAGGAGGCCCAGGCAAGUGGAUCGGUGUGAGGUUGGAUGAGCCGGUUGGUAAGAAUGAUGGGAGCUUGAAGGGUAAGAGAUACUGGGGAAAGGAUGGCGAUCCCAAGUUCGGAGUCUUCGUAAGACCUGAGCGGGUCGAGGUUGGAGCGUUUCCUAUGAUCGAUGAUUUGGAGGACAUGGAUGAGAUAUGA